GCGGCUACCGAUGUAGCUAGUCAUGUAGUAUCCGACCUCUAUGAUGUAGUGGUCGUUAGAUGUUGCGUUCUCAAAACCAACAGUCCGCCAAGCAUUCGAACAUUGCCGCCACGUUCGACGAAAUAUUUUUAACGACAAGGCGAGAAUGAAAGCGGCGUAUAUCUGGCUAAUCAAACGCUAGUAGGGGUCUUACUGUCACAAGCCGAUUAUUGACGGCGCUUCUGCUGAUAGCCUCAGAAAGCUACACAGAGCAAGUAGGCAACCACCCUCUGAGUAAAUAACAGAGAAUGGAAACUUGAUAGAGUUUUAUCGAUACGUUCUGGAGAGAACAGGACAGCUGGACGUCAACUGAAUGGUUUGUGGCACCAUAUAGAUUGAUUUAGUUUUUCUGCCAGAAGGUGACCAGACAUAACUGUACAAGAUGUCGAAUUUAGUCAGGCCGUUUCAUGUCCUUGGUGUGGACGAAGCUAUUCGAACAAAUUACACUGACCAGCUCAAUAAACUGCGUCAAACCUUCGCUUCAGGACGUACAAAAACCGUCAAAUGGCGUAAAACUCAACUCAAGGCUUUGCUACGCUUCCUUGAAGACAACAGCGAUCUUCUCGUCAAGGCAUUGGACAGCGACAUUGGCAAAAACCGUCAAGAAUCGUUGCUUUUUGACAUCGGAUUAGCGGUUAAUGAUGCCAAGGGUGCCAUUAUGGAGCUUCACAACUGGGUCAAGCCAGAGCCUACGGCCAAAAGUGUGCUGACCGUGUUCGAUAAACCAUAUAUCUGGAACGAGCCUUUGGGGGUUUGCCUCAUUAUGGGAGCUUGGAACUACCCCGUGCAAUUGCUGAUUUCUCCCGCGGUCGGCGCGAUUGCCGCAGGAAACAGCGUCGUAUUCAAGCCCUCUGAUUUAGCUCCAGCAACUGCGGCCGUUAUGGAAAAGCUAACGUCAUACCUUGACCCAGACGCUUUUCUGGUAGUUAACGGUGGGGUCGCCGAAAGCAAUGAGCUGCUCAAGGAACGAUUCGAUCAUAUCUUUUACACAGGAUCUAUCAACGUGGGUAAGAUUAUCCACAGCGCUGCCCAGAAAUACCUGACACCAGUCGUAUUAGAGCUAGGAGGCAAAUCACCCGUCUACAUUGACACGAGCACGGAUUUAGACCUUGCCGCGAAACGCAUUAUGUGGGGUAAACUUGUAAACGCUGGCCAAACCUGUGUUGCGCCUGACUACAUUCUGUGUCAUGAAAAUAUCUACGACAAGUUCAUCGACAAAUGCAAGAAGACGGUUCACGACUUCUACGGUGAUGAUCCGAAGAAGGCGAAGGAGUAUGGACGCAUUGUAACAAGCCGUCACGCGAAACGCCUAGAAGAUAUGAUCCAGGGUGCGGAUAUCGUUCUCGGUGGCGAAGUGGAUACAGAAGCACGUUAUGUUGCUCCCACGAUUAUUAGAAACGUCAAAAAAGACGAUCCCAUUAUGCAGGAAGAGAUCUUCGGCCCUAUUUUACCAGUCGUUAAGGUGAAGGAUAUGUCCGAAGCUGUUGAAUUCAUUAACAGCCGUGACAAACCGCUUACAUCGUAUGUGUUCUCUAAGAAUCAGAAGGUCAUUCGUAGUUUUAUUAAUGAUACAACAGCUGGUUCGGUGUGUGUCAAUGACGUCCUCGUGCAUCUAUCCGUAGACUCACUCCCGUUCGGUGGAGUUGGCAAUUCAGGUAUUGGCCGUUAUCAUGGCAAAUACACGUUCGAUUGCUUUUCGAACAAAAAAGCUGUCCUUCUCAGGAACUUCAACCCGGUGGGCGAAUAUCUCGGCUCAGUCCGUUACCCGCCACAUACGGAAUCAGGCUUGACACUGUUCCGACACCUUCUGGCAAAGCGGGCCAAUCCAUUCCGUUACGCCUGUUAUGUGGCACCUUACGUUAUUGGAGCAGCUAUCGGAAUUGGUGGAACUGUCCUCUAUCAAUAUCUAACCAUGGCAAAGGAACAUAGGCACUAAUCAGGUAGGACACAGUCUUCGGGUGAGAGACACUUUUUUCAUCAGUCUCUUUCAAACAGUUUAAGGUGAAUAAAAGGACCUAGUGCUAAUCGAUCGUCAUCGUUUUUUUAUAACUUCGAAUCCGAUAUAUUCCAUUAACUUACUUUUUUUCUCUCUAUUUUACUAGACCGUACUGCACAUGAUCCUAAAAAGGCUCGAGCAAGCAAAACAGUUAAACAUUUUCGAUCUUCAUUAAUGUGCUCAGGAUUGACGGUCUCGCAGGUGGACAAGAAUAGUGAAAUAGUUUGAUGGAUUCGUUAUUCCUAAGUCGUUGUAUUGUACUGAUUGUUUUUACAGUCAAUCAAAUGAAACUGCUAUUAUAUGGUCAAAUAAUGGCCUUACACAUUGAAAAACUCAUUUGAUUGUGUUGGAGUAUCAGAGUGAAGACAAGUACAGUCAUAGGAGCAUUGAAUAUUAAGCGAUUAUAAAAACGAAUAAGACCUGGUUAACCGAUCGUGUACCCAUAGCCUGUGCCUUCAUAUUACGUCUGUAUAUUUAUCUGUUCUUAUAAGCGACAUAAAAACCUUAAUCAAAACCGUAACUUCGUAUCGCCCGAUAAGCUAUACAUGAAUUCCGUUCCUAUUUUUUCUGCAGUUUUGUCGCUGUAUGAAUUGCAUUAA
Messenger RNA from Varroa destructor (honeybee mite), 2634 nucleotides. RefSeq names its product aldehyde dehydrogenase, dimeric NADP-preferring-like. Gene Ontology annotation, biological process: aldehyde metabolic process. Gene Ontology annotation, molecular function: aldehyde dehydrogenase (NAD+) activity. Gene Ontology annotation, cellular component: cytoplasm. NCBI's taxonomy places the organism in Eukaryota, Metazoa, Arthropoda, Arachnida, Mesostigmata, Varroidae. The record is from RefSeq and is a predicted model, not a curated record.